This is a messenger RNA of Aedes aegypti (yellow fever mosquito), 1139 nucleotides long. RefSeq names its product solute carrier family 25 member 45. The transcript is spliced from 6 exons. Gene Ontology annotation, cellular component: mitochondrion. Gene Ontology annotation, biological process: mitochondrial L-ornithine transmembrane transport. Lineage: Eukaryota; Metazoa; Arthropoda; Insecta; Diptera; Culicidae. Bases 123 to 1046 code for a protein of 307 amino acids. The record is from RefSeq and is a predicted model, not a curated record. Gene Ontology annotation, molecular function: high-affinity L-arginine transmembrane transporter activity.
GAUGCACUCGACAUGUUUAGAUUCUGAUUGCUUGUUCAGUGUAGUUGCAUUCAUGCAAGGGACAGCAUCUGAUCGCGAGGCGCAAAAAAAUCGGUGGCAGUUUUCAAACGCGUUCUUCCGUGAUGCAGCUCAUCACCUACGAUUUCAUUUCCGGCUGUUUCGGCGGGGCUUGUGGCAUUCUGGUGGGACAUCCGCUGGACACAAUCAAAACAUGGCAGCAAUUUUCCAACCAUAAAAUUCGCGCCUCAGUCUACAACAUAAUCGUGCGUCACAACGGGGUCGGAGGAUUCUACAAGGGAAUGUUCUUCCCGUUGAUAACGAGUGGAGCAUUAAAUUCGGUCGUGUUUGCGGUAUAUGGAGAGUACAUGAGGCAGCUUCAAGCACAGUGCAAAACCGAACGUGAACGACAGCAAAGCUGGCCAAAGCACGUCCUCCUGGCGGGAUCAGUUGCCGGCGUAACGCAAGUUUUCCUCGGAUGUCCCAUUGAGGUUGUAAAAGUACGACUGCAAACCUUACGAUACAUUGGCCGACCGUGGCGUUGCUUGAUGGACAUUCACCGCCUCGAGGGCCUGUCGGGAAUCUACCGUGGCAUUACGCCCAUGAUGUUGCGCGACGUUCUGCCGUACGGAAUCUACAUGUUGGUCUACGAAUACAUGCUUGGGAUCGAGGAACGGCUUCACCGGGUCAAGCGGGAUCGACUAUCGAGUGGUUCCGGCGGAAUGGUGGUCAGCAGUCCGUACGAGGCGUCACUGAUUGCGAUGGCCGGCGCUAUGGCUGGCAUUAUUUCCUGGAUGUUCAUCGUACCCUUCGAUGUGGUCAAAACGGUGAUGCAGUCCGAGACGGAUCCGACGGUGCACAAAAACAUGUUGCAUUGCUUUCGUACGUUGAUAGAUCGACAUGGAUGGAGGUCACUGUUCAGAGGAAGCUUCAUGGUUAUUGCUAGGGCAGCACCGGUCAACUCCAUUACCUUUCUGGGCUACGAAUGGUGCCUGGGACAGUGCCAUAAGUUUUUUGGAAAUGCAGACAACAGAAGUUGCUGGUCGUGAUCAGAUUAUGAUCGAAGACCGUUAUUUAUUUGAAUUCUAUUGUGUUUAACAGAUUAAUCUAUUCUUUUAUUUUGUAAAUAUGUUAAUGUAAAA